AGAGCCUGCCGUCAAGUGCCUCUUUAUAUGAUCCGACGUAGAAAGAAGUGAACAAAGGACGAUCAUCAUGGAAGAAAAUGACUCUGUAACAUAUGAUCUUACAAUUUUCAAUGGAAUCAUGAGAUCAGAAAGAAUUCACCCUCCUGCUCACUACCUGAUGAAAAUAAAGUCUUAUUCAUCACUUGCUUCUCGUUGGACAGAAAGAUAUGAAUCUGGUGUAUUCGAUGCUGGUGGCCACAAGUGGAGGAUUGUUUUCUACCCACGUGGGAAGAACAAAGACAACGACGGUGCUGAGCAUAUCUCACUUUACUUAGAAAUAGUAGAAACUAAGGAACUUCCUACUGGUUGGGAGGUCUUGUCUCAUUUCAAGUUCUUCGUUCAUGAUCAAAUAAAGGACAAGUACUUGGUGAUCCAAUAUGCAAAAGAUGAUUUGAAGCGUUUUUAUCCAGCUAAAACAGAGUGGGGAUUUGAUGAAUUUCUUCCUAUGAAUACGUUCAAAGAUAUGGAGAACGGAUAUCUCGUUGAUGAUUGUUGUUUGUUUGGUGCUGAGGUUUUUGUGGUUCAAAGAACGGGACAAUAUGAGUGCAUUACGUCAUUGCCGCCUUCUGUGGUGAACAGAAAAUACACAUGGAAGCUCAAUAACCUCUCGAAAUAUGGCCCUCAACGACGUCAGUCAGAAUUAUUCACUGUUGAAGGCACAGAAUGGAUGCUCGAAGCUUACCCGAGAGGAUUUACAGCUGACGUCUAUGAUGAAUAUUUUUCACUUUAUUUGAUUUUCAAAGAUAAAAGUCAGCUGCCAUCAAGUAUCAAAGUGUUUGCCGAAUACACUUUUCGCUUGAAGAGUCAAAUUAAUUCGGAGAAAAUCGUGAUCAGAGCAUCAAGUUGGUUUUAUCCCGACGACGCUUUUGGAUGGGAUAAUUUUGUUUCGCUGAAAGACUUGGAGAGUUAUAUUUUAAAUGAUUCGGUGAUUAUUGAAUGUCAAAUAAACUUUUUAUCAAAAAUCGAGUCGUUCAAGUGA
This is a messenger RNA of Prosopis cineraria, 1018 nucleotides long. RefSeq lists its product as uncharacterized. The coding region runs from base 68 to 1018 and encodes 316 amino acids. Gene Ontology annotation, molecular function: protein binding. NCBI's taxonomy places the organism in Eukaryota, Viridiplantae, Streptophyta, Magnoliopsida, Fabales, Fabaceae. The transcript is spliced from 6 exons. The record is from RefSeq and is a predicted model, not a curated record.